This is a messenger RNA of Cajanus cajan (pigeon pea), 1348 nucleotides long. RefSeq names its product short-chain dehydrogenase/reductase 1. The record is from RefSeq and is a predicted model, not a curated record. Gene Ontology annotation, molecular function: oxidoreductase activity, acting on the CH-OH group of donors, NAD or NADP as acceptor. NCBI's taxonomy places the organism in Eukaryota, Viridiplantae, Streptophyta, Magnoliopsida, Fabales, Fabaceae. Gene Ontology annotation, cellular component: membrane.
AUUAAUGCAAACGAAAGUAGCGUGACUAUUCUCUUGAUUCAUGCUCCAGCACCUGGUGAAGCCGGAAUUGGACAGAGUUGGUGCAUAGUUGCCGAAGCCGAGAGAGAUGGGGAACAAAGAAAAAGCUAAGGAGCGAAGAGAAAAGCGAUUGCAAGAAAUACGCCUUCUCAUGACCAUUCCCUAUUCUCAUCACCAGAGGUGGUGGUCUAAGGAAACUGUUGCUGUGGUUACUGGUGGAAAUAGAGGAAUUGGAUUUGAGAUUUGUAGACAACUUGCUGCUCAUGGAUUGACUGUUAUACUGACAUCAAGAGACGCCAGUGUUGGUGUUGAAUCAGUUAAGGCUUUGCAAGAAGGCGGUCUCAAUGUGGUUUAUCAUCAACUUGACAUUGUAAACGAUUCAUCUAUCAACCAGUUUGUUGAGUGGCUGCAGGAAAAUUAUGGUGGCUUGGAUAUUCUGGUAAACAAUGCUGGUGUUAAUUUUAAUCUUGGGUCUGAUAACUCAGUCGAAAAUGCUCGUAAGGUUAUUGAAACAAAUUAUUAUGGCAUCAAGAGCAUGACUGAUGCCAUUAUUCCAUUGAUGAAGCCAUCCCGUGUUGGUGCUCGUAUUGUAAAUGUAAGCUCACGUCUUGGUCGACUAAAUGGAAGACGGAAUAGAAUCAGCAAUGUAGCCUUGAGGGAGAAACUGAGUGAUGUAGAAUCCCUUUCAGAAGAGCUUAUUGACAAGACUCUAUCUACAUUUCUACAACAAGUUGAGGAUGGAACUUGGACUACAGGUGGGUGGCCUCAAGUAUAUAGUGACUACUCAGUGUCCAAACUUGCAGUUAAUGCUUAUACAAGGCUUAUGGCAAGGAAGCUUUCUGAGAGACCAGAGGAUCAGAAGAUUUAUAUUAACUGCUAUUGUCCAGGUUGGGUGAAGACAGCUCUUACAGGUUAUGCAGGGAAUAAUACUGUUGAGGAAGGGGCUGAUACUGGAGUCUGGCUUGCCCUUCUCUCUGACCAAACAUUCAUAGGAAAGUUUUUUGCUGAGAGAAGGGAAAUUAACUUUUAAGCUUAUGCCUGUAGGGAGCACAACAAUUUAAUUCCUACCAACUUUUGAAAAUUUUCAAACUAAAGUAUGGAAAUUUGUCUGUUGGCACUGGUUUGCAAGCAGGUUUAGGUCUUCUUCUGUACCAUGUAAUUUUCAUUGAUAAGCUAAUUCUUUUGGAUAUUUUAUGCUGAAUUAGAAGGCGCACACACAUUAUAACCAUCUAUGUAUAGUUGUAUGAUUCAGAUUUUUAGUUCUUUGUAUCUAACAGUAAACAAGAGCUCUUAUUGGCAAGCGUACACACAUACCUUAACUAUUUAUGUA